This is a messenger RNA of Menidia menidia (Atlantic silverside), 2638 nucleotides long. NCBI's taxonomy places the organism in Eukaryota, Metazoa, Chordata, Actinopteri, Atheriniformes, Atherinopsidae. The record is from the annotation of a GenBank genome assembly.
GAGUAUGGGAUCCAUGACGGCAGCACCUGGAAUGAGUAUGGGAUCCACGACGGCAGCCCCUGGAAUGAGUAUGGGAUCCAUGGUGGCAGCCCCAGGGAUGAGUUUGGGAUCCACAGCAGCCCCAGGAAUGAGUCUGGGAUCCACGACAGCUGCCCCAGGGAUGAGUCUGGGAUCCAUGGUGGCCCCAGGGUUGAGCUUGGGAUCCACAGCAGCUCCAGGGUUGGGUCUGGGAUCCACAGCAGCUCCAGCGGCUGCGUCAGGGUUCUCUCUGGGAAGCUUGUUGUCUGGACAGACCACCACUACUGCCCCAGCAGGAGGGGGCUUCAGCUUUGGAGCUGCUUCUCAAGCCCAAACCCAACCGGCAGCAUCAGCUGUGCCCGCAGCCACGACGGCAGCCAGCGGGCUGUCGUUCGGGGCGUUCAGCUUUGGAGGCGCCAAAGUCCAGGUGACCUCAGCCGCGCCUUCUGCUCCCACGGGAGGGGGGUUCAGCUUUGGCACCUCGGCCCCUUCCAGCCUGGCCCAGCCUCAGCCCCAGCCAACGUCCACCACUGCUACUUCAACCAGCCAAGGUGGAGGGUUUAACUUUGGUAUUAAGCCCUCAUCCACCCCAGCUCCCCCUGCGUUGACCCAGGCUGCCCCAAACAUAGGCCCAACCCUGUUUGCUUCGCCCAUCACCACCACAACUGCCGCCGCCACCUCUGCACCAGCCACAGGCUUCAUGAUGGCUGCGGCCCCAGCUUCAUCAGCAGGCGCUACGACCACCACGGCUCCCGGGACAGGAGUGUCCUUCAUGCUCAAGCCGCUGGGCUCGGUCGCCACCUCGGCCCCUGCCUCAUCCGCCCCAUCUGCAGCCGCCACGACAGGAGCUGCCACGGGCUUUUCUCUGGGAUUCAAACCUGCAUCCAGCGCCACGACAACUGCGACGGCCACGACCAUCGCCACCGCCACAGCUCCGCCGGUCAUGACCUACGCCCAGCUGGAGGGUCUCAUUAACAAGUGGAGCCUGGAGCUUGAGGACCAGGAGAGACAUUUCUUACAGCAGGCCACCCAGGUCAACGCAUGGGACCGAAUGCUGGUGGAGAACGGAGAGAAAAUCACUGCCCUGCACAAGGAGAUGGAAAAGGUGAAGCUGGACCAGAGGCGGCUAAACCAGGAGCUGGACUUCAUCCUGUCCCAACAGAAGGAGCUGGAGGACUUGCUUUGCCCGCUUGAGGAGUCGGUGAAGGAGCAGAGUGGAACCAUCUACAUGCAAAACGCAGACGAGGAGCGCGAGAGAACGUACAAGCUCGCAGAGAACGUGGACGCGCAGCUGAAGAGAAUGUCCCAGGACCUGAAGGAGAUCAUCGAGCACCUGAACACGUCCAGCGGCCCGGCAGACACCAGUGACCCGCUUCAGCAGAUCUGUAAAAUUCUCAACGCUCACAUGGAUUCUCUACAGUGGAUCGAUCAGAACUCGGUUCUCCUGCAGAGAAGAGUGGAGGAAGUGUCCAAACUGUGUGACAACCAGCGCAAGGAGCAGGAGAAAACCUUCCGUUUAACAUUUGACUGAUUUAAAGUAAAUAGCUUGAACUGUGCAUAGUGAGGUCAGAAGUACAAUACUAUACUACUUAGGGUGUUCCGAUCCUGCUUCAUUGAUUCUUUCUUUCAGUUUUACAAUGUCUUGAGUUUCCUAAAGUUUUUUUUUUUUUCCCAAAUACAACAGCUUUUAUACAAAGCUUAUUUCUCUGUCCACACAAAUUAUUCUGAAUAGUGCGCUUAAAUAAAUGUUUGAUAUAAUUCUCUUUUUUUCUUUGUUUGCUAGUUUUUUGAUAACAAAAGUUAAUAAUUUGUCUCAUUGGCCCUUUGUCACACUGAAACAAACCUAAGAACAAUCAUUGCUACUGACAAAUACAAGUGGGUUUGUUUUUUGUUUUUUUGGUGUCAAAUGAAAUACUAAAAGCCUGCCUUUUGUUCACCAAAUGCAGUUAUUAGGUAUAUUUAUCAGAUUCAAUUUCUAUUCUUUCAACAAAAACAAUGUUUUGGUCAAAUGUGUUGACCCAGAUAAAAAUCAGUUGCUGUUUAAUAUGCAAUAACUGAUAAGUUACAAAGACCUAACUUAUCACAAAUAAAAAAAAAAAGAACAUCUUACCUUUCAGGCUUUCACUGAAAUCGUAAGUGCAGGGGACAAUAAGUGUCAUAAUGUAUUCAUUUUCUAUCUAGUCCUGUCUAAUCUGACUUCUUGGCCAAACCUUGACAUUCAAAUUGGGUUAUCUCGGUGUGGUGGCUGUGACUCGUCUCUUUUAACAUCGGUCACUUCUCCAGAAGAAUGCCGCGCGGUGCUUCUGGAACACGGUGGCGUCGACUGCUUCCCCUGAAAAAUAACCCAGCGAAAACAUUCACCUUUACAUGGCUUCUUCUGAGUAAAAUGUACAGGAAUAAGGAUGAGGUCUGGAUACUGCUGUGCACACAGAGCUAUACUAAAGUUCAUUAGUGGAAAUGAGUCUUAUGAUUUUUUAUUAUACUUGGCAACAAUUGAAACAUGAUUACAUUUACAAAACAUACUUUUUAGCAUUUUUUUAUACGUUCCCUUUGGAUUCCUCACAUGGAACAAGAAUUGUUCCCUCAGUGAUGAUCUACAGUACAGUGGAUGCUACCUGGA